Messenger RNA from Physeter macrocephalus (sperm whale), 3048 nucleotides. It is a transcript of the gene MAPDA, whose product is annotated as N6-Methyl-AMP deaminase. The record is from RefSeq and is a predicted model, not a curated record. Lineage: Eukaryota; Metazoa; Chordata; Mammalia; Artiodactyla; Physeteridae. The transcript is spliced from 12 exons. Gene Ontology annotation, molecular function: adenosine deaminase activity. Gene Ontology annotation, biological process: adenosine catabolic process; inosine biosynthetic process. Bases 569 to 1630 code for a protein of 353 amino acids.
GCACGUACCCGCGCGCAGCCAGGGAGGUCUUGCUGACGGCGCUGCUGUCGUUGGUGCUCUGCACUGCCCCGGCCCGACGCUCGCGGCUCCGCGGGCCCAUGGUUAGGGAAGUCAGGAGCGACGGUCAGUCCCGGUGGGGUGCGUCACUUCCGGGAAGAGCGCACAUCGCCAAUCAGGAUUGAGGAGGGUGCAACUGGUGCUGACGUUCGGCUGUGAUCGACAUUUCUUUGAUUCUCGGGGACUGCGGUUUCGCGGCUAGACUGACGGCUGCGGCUUAUUGUGGACACGUAGACUGUGUCAGGGAAGCGCGGGUUAUCACUUUUCUACAAACCUUCCUGUCUGAAGUGAAAAUUUAAGCUGUCAUAAAUUGACUCAACUGUUGACAAAAAUCUUUAAGAGGUGAGGCUGAGCCCAGAACUAUGUAUACUGUUUAUCUUAUCAAAAUAGGUGGAAGUGAAGCAAUCUGAAGGAAAUUCAAGACCACAGAACUUACUGACUGAACCACAUUGCAUUGUUCAUGCCAAGAAUAAGUGUUUGGAGAAGGACCUUGCUAUUCUGCUAAAUCACGAUGGAGGCAGAAGAACAACAGCCAUGGAAGACAACCUUUUACUCAAAAUUACCUAAAGUGGAACUUCAUGCCCACUUGAAUGGAUCCAUUAGUUCCAAUACCAUAAAGAAAUUAAUAGCCAAGAAGCCAGGUCUUAAAAUCCACUAUCAGAUGACUAUGAUUGACAAGGGAAAGAAAAGAACUUUAGAAGAAUGUUUCCAGAUGUUUCAAAUUAUUCAUCAGCUUACUACUGGCCCUGAAGAUAUUCUAAUGGUCACGAAAGAUGUCAUUAAAGAAUUUGCAGACGAUGGUGUCAAGUACCUGGAACUAAGGAGCACGCCCAGAGAAAAUGCUACAGGAAUGACUAAAAAGACUUAUGUGGAAUCUGUACUUGAGGGUAUAAAACAGUCCAAACAAGAAAACAUAGACAUUGAUGUUAGGUAUUUGAUAUCAGUCGACAGAAGAGGUGGCCCUUCAGUAGCCAAGGAGACUGUUAAACUUGCUGAAGAGUUCUUCCUUUCUACUGAGGAUACAGUUCUUGGCCUUGACCUCAGUGGAGACCCUACUGUAGGACAAGCAAAAGACUUCUUGGAACCUCUUUUAGAAGCUAAAAAAUCAGGUCUGAAGUUGGCAUUGCAUCUUUCAGAGGUAAAUAAUCAAAAAAAAGAAACACAAGUACUCCUGGACCUGCUUCCUGACCGAAUUGGGCAUGGCACAUUUCUCAACUCCUUGGAGGGAGGAUCCCUGGAUCUGGUGGACUUUGUGAGGCAACACCAGAUACCGCUCGAACUCUGUUUGACCUCGAACGUCAAAAGUCAGACAGUUCCAUCUUAUAACCAGCAUCAUUUUGGAUUCUGGUACAGCAUUGUCCAUCCUGCCGUGAUCUGUACCGACGAUAAGGGUGUUUUUGCAACACACCUUUCUCAAGAGUACCAGCUGGCAGCUGAAACAUUUCAUUUGACCCAGUCUCAGGUGUGGGAUCUGUCUUAUGAAUCCAUCAGCUACAUCUUUGCUUCUGACAGCACCAGGUCUGAUCUGAGGAAGAAGUGGAAUCAUCUGAAGCCAAAAGUGUUCCAUUUUUAAGCUGUAAUGAGGUGAACUACUUUUGAGUAUGUAUUACAACCUAGAUCUCCCUGCUGUAUCCCACUUAGUAAGCUGUCCACUGCUCCCUCCGUGGAAGCAUAGCAGCCAAGUGCCGUGGGCUCCAACACUAGCACCUUACUCAUGGCAGAUGCCCAGUAAGUCUCUCUUAAACUGACUGGGAGGCUCUGAUGUCAUCCAUGGCUUUACCUCCAUGCUGCUUACAGGAAGGGACUUGAAAGUUGCUGCUCACUGAACUCCCCAUUCCAGCAGUGAUUUUGACUUAACAGUCCUUCAUUAGUGAUCAUGAAACUUCAAGAAAAUCAAAGUAGGUUCUCAUCAGGAAAAGUUUUGGAAUUACUAGUCUAAAUAAGGUGCAGAGAGAAGGAAAAACAGAUUGUCGCCAAAACCUUUAAGCCAUCUAGCUUGUGAUGACAGCUCUGUAUUUUGUUGUGCUUAAUCAGACUCCCUUCACUUAAGUAGUCCCCAGAACUGUGGACUCCAGGCUACACUGCGUACCAUGGAUUUUUGUGAAUCCCAGCAGCCAGGGUUAAUCUCCUUUGGGUGGGUGACCCUAAGUGACAGAUAAAGCUAGCUAGCUUCUGAUAUCUGCCUUUGCCCUUCUCAUGAUUAAUCCUCCUGGAGUCAAGAUACAUUUUAGAUUUUGAAUCGAAUAAUGGAGAGAGAAUUGAUCCAUUCUUAUGUUCAUAUCUCAUCUUCCCUCCCCUAACUGGUUACCAUAAAAAUAAUUCUCUACAGAGUUGACAAGACAGCCUCUCUUUUACUCAGAUUACAGUAAAAGAGAAAUGGCAGUGCUCUCUCUCUCUCCCUCUGUAUAUGUAUAUAUGAAUGUAUGUAUAUGUGUGUGUGUGUGUGUGUGUGUGUUUUAAAUUCUGUGGCAUUGGCCAUAGAGAAUAAGCAAUAAAGGGAAGAAUGACAGCAUGGGGAAAAUAAAAAGAAAUAAUAGCACUAAGGAAACAAUUGAUGAGAACGGAUAUGACUGUCCAGCUCCUGCUAAUAUAUUCUUGCUUCCUCCAUCCAGUCUGCCCCUACAAAGGCUGAACGAGUAUUAAAACGGAGGGGUGCAUAGAUCCUCUUACUCCCCCAACAGUGGGCUUGGUUUCUCUUUCUUAGAAUGUUUGAAGACUGUGUAUUAUUUCUUGCUUCUUCCAUCCUCACGAGUGGCAGAUUGGGUGGCAGAUAAUGGUUUGUGAGCUAGUUUGAGAUAAAAUUGGGUUUUCCCUGGUAAGAGUUUUGCCUUUGCCCUAUUCCUUUUUUUUUUUUUUUUUUUUAACAUCUUUAUUGGAGUAUAAUUGCUUUACAAUGGUGUGUUAGUUUCUGCUGUAUAACAAAGUGAAUCAGCUAUACAUAUACAUAUAUCCCCGUAUCCCCUCCCUCUUGCGUCUCCCUCCCACCCUCCC